AUGAGUGCUUCCAGUCAAUGCGAAUGCUCCAUCCUCGCCAGUCCUCUUCUCAUCCAAAGUGUCAUCCGGAUCCGGUCCCGUAUCGAUAUCCACAAUUCUCACUUUUGUAUUAUUGGCAAACGCGGUACCGCACUUGAGGACACCCUUCACGGCGACUCCUUGCUUACGCAUGGCAACGGCCACUCCUGCCAGCAGGAGCAUGGCGAGAACCCACUUCAUUUAGCGGAUCUGGAAAUUGUUAAGGGUACUGUAGCGGAGGAAGGAUUACGGUAG
Messenger RNA from Caenorhabditis remanei, 273 nucleotides. RefSeq lists its product as uncharacterized. The transcript has a single exon. The record is from RefSeq and is a predicted model, not a curated record. The coding region runs from base 1 to 273 and encodes 90 amino acids. Lineage: Eukaryota; Metazoa; Nematoda; Chromadorea; Rhabditida; Rhabditidae.